Vanrija pseudolonga is the source of this 1632-nucleotide messenger RNA. RefSeq names its product Cytochrome P450 monooxygenase FUM15. The transcript has 6 exons. The coding region runs from base 1 to 1632 and encodes 543 amino acids. Gene Ontology annotation, molecular function: heme binding; oxidoreductase activity, acting on paired donors, with incorporation or reduction of molecular oxygen; iron ion binding. The record is from RefSeq and is a predicted model, not a curated record. Lineage: Eukaryota; Fungi; Basidiomycota; Tremellomycetes; Trichosporonales; Trichosporonaceae.
AUGUUCACAACGCUGACCGCGCCCCUCCCAGCGCCCAGCACGGUGCUGUACGCCCUGCUCGGCGUGCUUGCCCUCGGGCUGGCCACCGUGCUCUACCUGUACCCCUACACCGCGCGCACCAUCCCGUUCCGCAAUCUGCCUGGCCCGGAGCCGGCGUCCGCGCUCUUCGGCUCGCUCCUCACGCAGCAGCGCGCCGAGCCGGGGACGACAUACAGCAAGUGGGCGGCGGCGUACGGCCCGACCCUCCGCUUCCGCUCCAUCCUCGGCUCGUGGCGUAUCGUAUCCACCGACCUGCGCGCCGCCGCAUGGGUCCUCCAGCACACGGGCCAGUUCCACCGCCAGACAGGCUUCAACGCCAUGCUCGACCGCAUGUUCGGCCGCGGCGUGCUCAUGGUCGAGGACGCCGCGCACCGCCGCCAGCGGCGCGUGCUCGCCCCUGCGUUCUCCGCUGUCAACGUGGCCAACAUGAUGCCCGUGUUCUGGGACAAGGCGUACGAGCUCGACAAGAAGCUCGCCCAGGUCGUCAGCGACGGCGAGAAGGGCGGCGCACAGGUCGACAUCCACCUGUACUUUAUGCGCACGGCGCUCGACAUCAUCGGGCUAGCGGGGUUCAACUAUGACUUUGGUGCCGCGGACGAGGCGGACAACCCGCUCAGCAAGUCCAUGUUCGCGGCGACCAACGGCAUCCAGAAGCCGAGCAUCGUGCGCGUGCUCCAGAUCUUCUACCCGGCGUUGUUGCCCCUCCCGACCCGCUUCACCCGCACUCUCGACUCGAACCGCCGUAUCCAGGACAAGGUGGCCCGCGAGAUUGUCGCCGCGCGCAAGGCCGAGUUGCACGACGUCAAGGUCGAGAAGAAGGCGGAUAUCGGCAAGGACGCGAUUUCGCUGCUCAUCAAGGCGAACAUGUCCCCGGAUCUGGAGGAGAGGCAGCGGUUGACCGAUGAGGAGGUGCUGGGGCAGAUCGGGUCAUUGGUCCUCGCCGGCAACGAAACCUCGGCCACGGCACUGGCCUGGACGUGCCUCCACCUCACACAGCACCCCGAAGUGCAGGUCCGCCUGCGCGACGAGCUCGACGGCGUGCCCGAGGACCGGCCGAGCAUGGAGGAACUCCACGCGCUCAGCUACCUCGACAGCGUGGUACACGAGGUGCUCCGCUACGACCCGCCCCUGCCGCAGGUCGUGCGAAUGUGCGUGCAGGACACGAUCGUGCCGCUCUCGCAGCCCGUCAAGGGGGUGGACGGGAAGCUCAUGAGCGAGAUCGCCGUGAGCAAGGGGACCGAGUUUGUGAUCCCAAUCAACGAGAUCAACAGGUCCAAGGAGGUCUGGGGUCCCGACGCGGACAAGUUCAACCCGGACCGCUUUGAGCGUGCGCCCGGCGCGACCGUGCCAGGCGUAUGGGGAAACCUCGUGACCUUCAACGCCGGGCCGCACAACUGCAUGGGGUACCGCUUCGCGCUGGCCGAGAUCAAGGUCAUGCUCUUUGUCCUCCUGCGUAACUAUACGCUCGAGGCGCUGCCGUCCAACCCGCGCAUCGAGCGCCGCGGGCAGGGAUUCGUUCAGCGCCCGUUUGUCGUGGGGGAGGAGGACAAGGGGAUCCAGCUACCCGUCAUCCUGCGCCGGCGUGAGGUGUAG